Phyllopteryx taeniolatus (common seadragon) is the source of this 2994-nucleotide messenger RNA. RefSeq names its product K(lysine) acetyltransferase 2B (gene kat2b). Gene Ontology annotation, cellular component: nucleus; histone acetyltransferase complex. NCBI's taxonomy places the organism in Eukaryota, Metazoa, Chordata, Actinopteri, Syngnathiformes, Syngnathidae. Gene Ontology annotation, molecular function: protein binding; histone H3 acetyltransferase activity. The transcript is spliced from 18 exons. The coding region runs from base 222 to 2609 and encodes 795 amino acids. The record is from RefSeq and is a predicted model, not a curated record. Gene Ontology annotation, biological process: chromatin remodeling; positive regulation of transcription by RNA polymerase II.
CGCGCGCUCCACUUCGAAAAGAAAGCUGAGCGAGCGCCAUCUCUGAUCCUCCGCUGGCGGACUAGCGCGGACGGACGGCGGCCGGGAGAGCGAGAGAGAGAGAGAGGGGGGGGGGGAGGCGCUCGACGACCACCGCCGCCACCGCCGGGAGGAGGUGGACGGAGGAGGGGGGGGUGUCGCUCCCCCUCCGUCGGGAUUCGCCGCCGCCGAGAGGCACGUCCAUGGCCGACAGCAGCGCGGGGAUCGAGCAGGGCUCGCCGGCCAUCGGCGCCGUGGGCUCGGCUCCGGCCGCUCCGGGUCCCGGCGGCGCCGACGAGGGCUCCGGCGCCGCUGGAGGCUCCGCGCGGAUCGGCGUGAAGAAGGCGCAGCUCCGCUCGUCGCCUCGGCCCAAGAAGCUGGAGAAGCUCGGCGUCUAUUCGUCCUGCAAGGCGGAGGGCGCGUGCAAGUGCAACGGCUGGAAGAGUCAGAACCCGCCGCCGACGCCGCCGCGCAGCGAGCAGCAGCAGCCCGUCGCCGUCAGCCUGCACGAGCCCUGCCGCAGCUGCUCGCACACGCUGGGUGAUCACGUGAGCCAUCUGGAGCUUGUUCCCGAGGACGAGAUCAACCGGCUGCUGGGCAUGGUGCUGGACGUGGAGCACCUGUACACGUGCGUGCACAAGGAGGAGGACGCCGAUACCAAGCAGGUCUACUUCUCCCUCUUCAAACUGCUGAGGAAAUCCGUCCUGCAGAUGGGCAAGCCCACGCUGGAAGCGCAGGAGAGCCCGCCCUUCGAGAGGCCCAGCAUCGAGCAGGGAGUCAACAACUUCGUGCAGUACAAAUUCAGCCACCUGCCGUCCAAGGAGCACCAGACCAUCGUGGAGCUGGCCAAGAUGUUCCUCAAGCAGAUCAACUUCUGGCAGCUGGAGACGCCGUCGCAGAGGCGCCAGAGACUCCCCAACGACGACACGGCCGGAUACAAGGCCGACUACACCAGGUGGCUGUGCUUCUGCAACGUGCCGCAGUUCUGCGACAGCCUGCCGCGGUACGACACCACGCAGAUCUUCGGCCGCACGCUGCUGCGCUCCGUCUUCACCGUCAUGCGCAAGCAGCUGCUGGAGCAGGCCCGGCAGGAGAAGGACAAGCUGCCGCCCGAGAAGAGAACGCUCAUCCUCACGCACUUUCCCAAGUUCUUGUCCAUGCUGGAGGAGGAAGUCUACAGCCACAGCUCCCCCAUCUGGGGCCAAGAAUUCUCGGCAGGAGCCCCCGGGGGUCAGAUUCCCGUCCACACGGUGGUCAGUGCGCCCCCAGUGGCCAGGCCCUUGUACUACAGCAUCAGCCCAGCGUCGUCCGUGGACCUCUCGAGCGGCGCCGGCAGUCCAGCCAGGAAAACGUCUACGGCGCUCGAGCCGGCCGCCGUCGGCGAGAAGCGCAAGCCGGCCGAGCCGCUCCCCCAAGAGGGGAGCAAGCGGCCGAGGGUGCUGGGCGACAUCCCCGUGGAGCUCAUCGACGAGGUGAUGGCGACCAUCGCCGACCCCGCCGCCGUCCCGGAGACGGGCCUGCUGUCGGCCCACUCGGCCCGGGACGAGGCGGCGCGCCUGGAGGAGCGGCGAGGCGUGAUCGAGUUCCACGUCAUCGGCAACUCGCUGAACCAGAAGCCCAACAAGCGGAUCCUCAUGUGGCUGGUGGGCCUCCAGAACGUCUUCUCGCACCAGCUGCCCCGCAUGCCCAAGGAGUACAUCACGCGCCUCGUCUUCGACCCGAAGCACAAGACGUUGUCGCUGAUCAAGGACGGUCGCGUGAUCGGAGGAAUCUGCUUCCGGAUGUUUCCUUCGCAAGGCUUCACUGAAAUCGUCUUCUGCGCCGUCACGUCCAACGAGCAGGUUAAGGGCUACGGCACCCACCUGAUGAACCACCUGAAGGAAUAUCACAUCAAGCACCACAUCCUCAACUUCCUCACCUACGCCGACGAGUACGCCAUCGGCUACUUCAAGAAGCAGGGUUUCUCCAAGGACAUCAAGGUGCCCAAGGCCAAGUACGUGGGCUACAUCAAGGACUACGAGGGCGCCACGCUCAUGGGCUGCGAGCUCAACCCCAGCAUUCCCUACACCGAGUUCUCCGUCAUCAUCAAGAAGCAAAAAGAGAUCAUCAAGAAGCUGAUCGAGAGGAAGCAGGUCCAGAUCCGCAAAGUCUACCCGGGCCUGUCGUGCUUCAAGGACGGCGUGCGGCAGAUCCCCAUCGAGAGCAUCCCGGGCAUCCGUGAGAGCGGCUGGAAGCCGCCGGGGAAAGGGAAGGAAGCCAAGGACCCCGAGCAGCUGUACGGCGCGCUCAAGAGCAUCCUGACGCACGUCAAGAGUCACCAAAACGCGUGGCCCUUCAUGGAGCCGGUGAAGAAAACGGAGGCGCCGGGAUAUUACCAGGUCAUCCGCUUCCCAAUGGACCUGAAGACGAUGAGCGAGCGUCUGAAGAGCCGCUACUACACCACGCGCAAACUCUUCAUGGCCGACAUGCAGCGCGUCUUCACCAACUGCCGCGAGUACAACCCGCCCGAGAGCGAGUACUACAAGUGCGCCAACCUCCUCGAGAAGUUCUUCUACACCAAGAUCAAAGAGGCCGGGCUCAUCGACAAGUAGAUCGCCGCCGUCCUGCCAAAAACCGAGCGAGGAGAAGUCGCUCUCCUCAUAUGAAAAUGUACAUAACAUCUAUUUUGUUUCAUGUAGGGCAGCCGUGUGACUAUCAAAAAUUGCACUUUUGAUUCUGUGUGUAUUUCCUUUCCUGACAAUUUGACUGCUGUUAACCGAUUUAAAUUAAGUCUUAAUUUAUUCUCUCUGAUAUAUUUUUGCUGCAGAUAGAGAUUGACAACUUUAUACUUUGUGCAAUACGGUGUAGUUUUUCUGUUUUGUAUAAAGAAAAAAAAAAAAAAAAAGAUUUUUGUAAGAGACUCUUUGUACAGUGGAUUUUAACGACGCAGUAUUAGUCGCUUUUACAGACGGAAUAAAAACUAAAAGGCUCGUUGAA